Messenger RNA from Urocitellus parryii (Arctic ground squirrel), 1922 nucleotides. RefSeq names its product SAP30 binding protein (gene Sap30bp). NCBI's taxonomy places the organism in Eukaryota, Metazoa, Chordata, Mammalia, Rodentia, Sciuridae. The record is from RefSeq and is a predicted model, not a curated record. Gene Ontology annotation, biological process: regulation of DNA-templated transcription. Gene Ontology annotation, cellular component: nucleus.
GGUGGAAGAUUGCCUCGAGAACUCUGUUCUGCUUUUAAAACACUGAUUGUUUUCUUCUGUAAGAAUAAAUCUGCUAUAUUACAUUUAAGCAAUGUUAUUUUCAAGUAGCAAAGUUGCAGGUGAACUGUCUCAAGCAAUACAUUCCUGGGCAAUUAUCGUCUGCACUGUUAGACUCCAUGAACAUAAACACAUUGAACUAUCCCAGGCCAAUUAGCCCAGAGCUACAAUCAGAUCACAAGAAACGCAAGUGUCUUUGGAAGAGUUUGGAGAACGUGGAAUUAUUUUUCUAAGAUCCACCUACUGCUCCUUCUUCUGUAAGGGUAGCCUUGACAACUAUUCUUCCCCCCCAGGACCGGCCCUUCCACUUUUCUUCCUCUGAGCCCCAGAUCCACAGUUUUCUCCCUUCACCAGCUGAAGAUUCCCUCUUUUCACCACCCCCAGGUAUCAGACCCGGCCGUAGGGCCUCUAAGGGCCAAGGACUCUUGCCGGGCCGCUGCUGUCCGCUGGUUCCGCAAACGCACAAACACUUCUGCACACCUUUCCCAACUCUAAGAUAAACCCCUGGGAAUAGCCUGUCAGGUACAACCCCUACAACCUUACAUCCGUCGCGCGAUGAUGACGUAAACAAGCGCAGACCUGAGGGAUGGGCCAGGUUCAGAAACGGAAGUUUUGAUUGGCUACCGUCGGUCGCGGCGUCUCCUGGGAUCCGGAAGAAGUUGACUUUCCUCACGGAAGUCGUCGUCUUUGAGUCAGAGGCGUGAGCCACGCCCAAGCUGUGGGAAUAAAAUGGCGGGGAAGAAGAACGUUCUGUCGUCUCUGGCGGUUUACGCGGAGGAUUCAGAACCCGAGUCUGAUGGCGAAGCUGGAAUCGAAGCUGUGGGCGGCGCGGCUGAAGAGAAAGGUGGAUUGGUGUCUGAUGCCUAUGGAGAUGAUGACUUUUCUCGCCCAGGGGGUGAUGAAGAUGGUUAUGAAGAAGAGGAAGAUGAGAACAGCAAACAGUCGGAAGAUGACGAUUCAGAGACUGAAAAACCUGAGGCUGAUGACCCAAAGGAUAACACAGAAGUAGAGAAGCGAGAUCCCCAAGAACUAGUUGCCUCCUUUUCUGAAAGGGUCCGGAACAUGUCGCCUGAUGAAAUCAAGAUCCCACCAGAACCCCCUGGCAGGUGUUCUAAUCAUUUACAAGACAAGAUCCAGAAGCUUUAUGAGCGAAAGAUAAAGGAGGGAAUGGAUAUGAAUUACAUCAUCCAAAGGAAGAAAGAAUUUCGGAACCCUAGCAUCUAUGAGAAACUGAUCCAGUUCUGUGCCAUUGAUGAGCUGGGCACCAACUACCCAAAGGAUAUGUUUGACCCCCAUGGCUGGUCUGAGGAUUCCUACUAUGAGGCAUUAGCCAAGGCCCAGAAGAUUGAAAUGGACAAAUUGGAAAAGGCCAAAAAGGAGCGAACCAAAAUUGAGUUUGUGACGGGCACCAAGAAAGGCACCACCACCAAUGCCACAGCUACCACCACAACCACUGCCAGCACAGCCGUCGCAGAUGCCCAAAAGAGAAAGAGCAAGUGGGACUCCGCCAUCCCAGUGACGACAAUAGCGCAGCCCACCAUUCUCACCACCACUGCCACCCUGCCAGCGGUAGUCACUGUCACCACCAGCGCCAGCGGCUCCAAGACCACAGUAAUCUCUGCUGUGGGCACCAUYGUGAAGAAGGCCAAGCAGUGACAGAGCCAUGCCAGGGCUUGACUGUGCAGCCUAGUGGCUGCUUUAUUUUUCAGGACUUGGACCUGCUCCCAAGGUGCCAUCUGAGAGGAGCCUCUGUGUGGCAUUCCAACCAGAAGGACAUUGUAGCAGAGGCAAAGGAUACAGCAGAUAGGGUCUGUCUGUCCACACACCACUUUGGGGUCUCACCCAAUUAAAAGUGUCGUGUUCUU